GCAUUGAUCGACGACUCGUUGUCCAGUCAUUCUCAGUGUCGAGUGAAGAAGCGGUUCAAAGUUGAAUAAGUGUCUGCUUGUACGUCACGUCACAACAACUGAGCGUAAAGCGAAAAGUGCUGAAUCGGAACUCGAAACAGUUCAGCGAUGAAACUUUUGAACAUGAAGUGAUCAAGACGGUGUAGUGAGACUGAGAUAUUGCACUUGAUCCUAACCCGGGGUUAAAGAUCAUCGCCGAUUGUGGUGGUAGAUUACCGGAACUAAUUUAAGCAACCCCACUAGACGACUAAACGAUGGCAUCGGGACUUGUCUUGGUGUUGCUGGCGGCUCUCGUACAAGCUGGUUCCGGUCAUCGGAUACUAGGUCUGUUCGGACACCCCGGGCUGAGUCACUUCAAGGUGUUCUACCCGAUCGUGCGAGGACUCGCGGAAGCUGGCCAUGAAGUUACGGUUGUCAGCUACUUCCCUGGACUGGGAGAACCGCACGCGAAUCUCACCGAGUACGAGUUCAAGGGUCAGAAAGUGGUGACCAACGCGUUCAGCAUGGAGGACUUUUCCGGACGCACCUUCAUGGACAACUUCAAGGAGUUCUACUCGCUGGCUAUGUGGGGACACGAGACUUGCAAAGCUGCCCUGUCUUCGCCGGCGUUGGACCAAGUUCUGGCCGAACAUCGGCGGAAGCCGUUCGAUUUACUGCUGACGGAGUUCUUCUCCACGGAUUGCCUGCUUGGGCUGAGUCACGUGCUGCGACUUCCGCUUGUCGGUAUGAGCAGUUGCGCUCUGAUGCCGUGGCACUACGAUCGCGUGGGUCUUCCGGACAGUCCCGGGUACAUCCCGUCGGAGUUUAGUACCUUUUCGGAGCGUAUGAGCUUCCUGGAGCGGUUUGAGAAUUGGUUUGUGACGAGGACGACCAAGCUGCUGUAUCGGGUGGUGGAGUGGAACGACAAUCGAUUAUUGGCGGGAAGGUUCGGAGAAGGAGUGCCGGAUGUUCGGGAUAUUGCGCGGAAUACCAGCUUGCUGUUGGUUAAUCAGCACUACACGUUGAGCGGAGCUCGACCGCUUGUUCCAGCGGUCGUUGAAGUCGGUGGAGUUCAUAUCGGACCGUCGAAGCCGCUACCUGACGAUCUUCAGCGCAUUUUGGACGAUGCUAAAGAGGGUGUUUUGGUUAUUUCCUUCGGGUCGAUUCUACGCGCAUCGACGCUUCCUGCCGCGAAACGGGAAGCUCUGUUGAGUGCACUGAAGCGGAUUCCAAUGAAGGUUAUCUGGAAAUGGGAGGAUGAAAACGCGAAGGAUAUGCCGAAGAACGUGAUCGUAAGGAAGUGGCUUCCUCAGAGGGAUGUCCUGUGUCAUCCGAAUGUUCGCCUCUUUUUGAGUCACGGUGGAUUGCUCGGAGUGUCGGAAGCCGUCCAUUGCGCUGUGCCGGUUGUAGUUAUGCCGAUCUACGGUGAUCAGUUUUUGAAUGCGAUGGCGUUGGUCAACCGAGGAAUGGGAGUCAUCAUGCACUACGACAAGAUCGAUCCGGAUUACGUGCACGGUUGCAUCCAGGAAGGUCUUCGGAAGGAAGUUCGCGACUCGGCCGUAGCCGUUUCGGCAGCGUUCCGUCAUCGUACGUUAUCCCCCUUGGAGCAAGCAGUUUGGUCGAUCGAGAAUGUCCUCACGCAUGGAUCCCGAAGGUUGGAGAAAUCGUACGGAAGUGAGGUGUCAAUGGCGGUGUACUACUCAUGGGAUGUGAUAUUCGUGUUUGGAGCGAUGAUUUUAGCUGUUUUGGUUUCUAUGAGAAAAGGUUUCAAGAUUGUUUUCGGGAAGAAAUGUGAUGUGAGAGGUCAAGGAAGCAAAGUGAAGCGGUCGUAAAGCAUAUUAGUCGAGCAAGAUAUAUUUUUGAUAAUUCUUACAGCAGAUUGUAGAUUGUGGGAAUUUGUCGCGUAGUUAGGAAAUUUUAAAUAAUAGAAUGUUGAACCACA
Culex quinquefasciatus (southern house mosquito) is the source of this 1960-nucleotide messenger RNA. Its product is annotated as UDP-glucosyltransferase 2. NCBI's taxonomy places the organism in Eukaryota, Metazoa, Arthropoda, Insecta, Diptera, Culicidae. Bases 294 to 1850 code for a protein of 518 amino acids. Gene Ontology annotation, molecular function: UDP-glycosyltransferase activity. The record is from RefSeq and is a predicted model, not a curated record. The transcript has 3 exons.